Guyanagaster necrorhizus is the source of this 2440-nucleotide messenger RNA. RefSeq lists its product as uncharacterized. Gene Ontology annotation, molecular function: RNA polymerase II CTD heptapeptide repeat phosphatase activity. The coding region runs from base 24 to 2219 and encodes 731 amino acids. The transcript has 9 exons. Lineage: Eukaryota; Fungi; Basidiomycota; Agaricomycetes; Agaricales; Physalacriaceae. Gene Ontology annotation, cellular component: nucleus. The record is from RefSeq and is a predicted model, not a curated record.
GGCCUUCGUACUCCGCCACCACCAUGACGGAAGAAACGCCCACCGAAAUCUUUCUCCCGCCGUCAUUUCCAUACCCAAUCAAGAUAUCCUCCAUUGACGCGCCGAUGUCGAGCACCGUUCAGCGGGGAAUCCGUCUGCUGAGCUAUUCCUUCCAGUCCACCCCUCAAGGUGGGCGCCCAGAGACUCGUUUUGGCACCUGGGACUGUGCUAUCGAUGGGGACAUUAAAUCGUGGAAUGUCAAGGCUGGAGAUGUCAUUACUGCAAUGAGGGCCAAAGAUAAGCCUGUUGUGGUCAUACAGGAACCGUGCAAACACGGGAUGCAGCUGGGUGGCCUUUGUGUUUUAUGCGGGAAGGACAUGACCAAUUCUGAUUAUAUCGGAUUCUCGGACACUUCGCGCGCUUCUAUUCAAAUGACACAUUCUGCUAAUGGCCCUACCGUUUCCCUUGAAGAGGCUCAGCGCAUCGAACGUGAGACGGCAGAGCGCCUGAUCAAAUCGCGCAAGCUGUCUCUUAUCGUGGAUCUCGAUCAAACAAUCGUGCAUGCAACAGUGGACCCCACCGUUGGGGAGUGGAUAGCAGAAGGUGAGGCUUGGGAGGAGAAACAUAAGCAGAAGAAUGGAAAUGACGUGCAGAUGGGCGAGGAGAGCUCUGAUACGGACGAAGAGGAGUGUAAUCCCAACUGGGAGGCUCUCAAGGAUGUCAAGAAGUUUAAACUGGGGCCGGAAUCGUUUGGGAUGCCCUAUGAAGCCAAGGGCAAGGGCAAGUCCAUUGAACAGGACGGAUGCAUGUACUACAUCAAGCCUCGACCUGGAUGGCAAGCCUUCCUACUAGAGGUGGCGGCCAAAUACGAGAUGCACGUUUACACUAUGGGCACGCGUGCUUACGCUGAACAAGUGUGUGCAGCUAUUGACCCGGACGGGAAGCUCUUCGGUGGACGGCUGCUCAGUCGAGACGAAAGCGGGAGCUUAACACAGAAAAGCCUACAACGACUGUUCCCCUGCGAUACGUCCAUGGUAGUGAUCAUUGAUGACCGAGGAGAUGUAUGGGAAUGGAGUCCCAACCUUAUCAAAGUCGUCCCAUACGACUUUUUCGUGGGUAUUGGUGACAUCAACUCCGCGUUCCUUCCCAAAGUAACCACCUCUAACCUCAUGCCCUCGUCCACGCAAGCUUUGAUAACACAGAACUCGAUCGCACUCGAAGCCCAGGUAGAGGAGAGGCCACUGGCAAGGAUGCAAGAGCAGCUUACGGAUAGUGACGACUCAGCAAAAGACAAGGAGGUCAGUCCAAAACCUGAUCACGAACACACCAGUCACCGCAAAAAAGCCUUGUUGAAAAGUCAAGACAACGAGUUGGAGCGUGUUGCAAAGCUCCUUGAUGAAGUCCACCAACGGUUUUUCGAUGCUUAUGACGCUUCGUCAUCAAAUAAACGAAAACGUGGGGAGGAUGAACGUGAUGUAACGAAAAUCAUACCCAGCAUACGGUGUAAAGUUCUCCAAGGGGUACAUAUCGUGUUUUCUAGUCUCUUCCCAAUGGACACGAAUCCCGAAUCUUCUGAAGUGUGGAAAAUGGCGCGCACAUUUGGCGCAAAGUGCUCUGCUGAGCUUGUCGAAGGGGUCACCCAUGUCGUCGCUGCCAAGCCUGGCACGGACAAAGUAAACCAUGGUUCAAAACGGCCGGGAGUCAGAGUCGUUUGGGCCCAAUGGCUCACUGAUUGUAUAAUGCUUUGGCAGCGCGUAGACGAGACUCCCUACCUGAUGGAUCCUGGGGUGGACAGGGAGAGCGUCCUUACGCAUGGUGUUGUCGUGCGAGAUAAAGACAAGCAUCAUCAUGAUGUGGGUGUUGAGCUGGAGAUGGGUGAGAUCAAUUGGAAUGAUAUCAAUGACGAGGUUGACGCUGCAAUGAAUGAGAGUGAUGAUGAUGAGGAUGAAGAUGUCCAGGGGGAGGGAUAUAGGGUAUGGGAUCCAGAUGACGAGAGUGCACCUAAUACGCCAAGGAAGCGAACGAGGUCGAGAAGUGUGACACCGUCGAAAUCGGUUGACGGUGGAAGUCCAGAGUCGAAAAAGCGGAAGCUCGAAAGUUCGACGCUGAAAGAGACUGUAAGCGCUACGGACUUGGCAGAGGAAGAAGAAGAAGACGAAGACGAGGAUGGCGACGAGGAGGAAGAGAUAGAAGUGGAUGAAGAUUUCCUCGCCAAAGAACUGGAAGAGGAUUGGGGAUAGCAAGACAUUCUCUAUUUUCUUAUGGCUUUCAUAUUUGUCGGGCGCAUCACUUAUUUCCUUCUGUCUUUGCUCCUGUAUCUAUUAGCUUGGGUAUGGUUUUCUUGGUGCCAAGAACUGGUCUGUAUAAUCUACGUUUUCUUUAUGAUCUCUUUAUUACAAGUAAUUCCGUUCAAGUACAUGGCUGUAUAGUAUUUUCAGACUAAAUCGAAAAACCGAACGCG